AUGCCAUUCCACCGCGCUCGCGGUGCAUCUUUUGGAUAUCGAUCUUUACAACCAUCGCCACGGCGUGUACUCCCGCUGCGGUCUUUAUUGGGCGACAUCGAAAUCCCCCGUCGGCUGGAGAGCCCUUCUCAUAGCAUAGGUCUUUGCCUGUUCAGUCGAAGGCUUUUGCGAGGGGCGCGAUUAGGGGAUCGGGAAUGUGAACAACCGUCCCAGCCAUCCACCCCUUCCGGGAGCCUUGGCGAUGCGGUUGGCAAUACGGAUGGUAAAGAAGAUAGCAACACGACGGAUUUGGUUUCAUCGUCCGAAUCCCUAACGACGGGUGAGAUCGAGUUAUCUUCUAGUGUGGUUGUGUUUUCCGCGAAUGCCGCAACCACCGGAUCGGAUGUGGCCUCCACGAAACCUGAAUUGAGGGGUGGGAUGGGGAAUAAUGGGAUCCCGUCGAUGGUGAACUCCCAACACGACAUCACCACCGACGAGCGUCUUUGCAAGCUGUGCUUUGAACUCGAGGAGCGCCGGGUGGAGCGGCAGAAAAAAUUGUUUGAGGAUAUGAUCGUCUUUGAAGGCGGUGCGUUGUCGGAUCAUGAUAGCCUGGGCACCUACAUCAUCAUGCGCGAUUUCAUCCAGUUCGCGCUCUACCAUAUCAAGUGGGGCUACUACCCCAAGUUGUUUCGUAAGUACCGGCAACUCAUGACGACGGGCUACUUCGACCCCAUCCCUUUCGCCUCGUUGAGAAGCCAGUACGACUACCACUGCUACGUCGCGAAAAUCCACGAAUCCACCCCGGGGUUUGUUACCCCGACGCAGCUGUUUCAGCCAGUUUAUGGAUGGGUGAUUGCGGAGUACCUGGUUACGACGUACCGCGCGAAGUUCGAUCCACGGGAGCCGCUCGUGGUGUACGACGUCGGGGCCGGCACCGGCGCUCUUGCUCUCGCCGUUUUAGAUUACCUGGCGGAGUAUUUCCCCGCCGAGUACGCGCGUUGCGAUUACCACGUGAUCGAAACCAACCCCUAUCUCAUACCGGUGCUUCGCCGAAAACUCAUCCACCACUACCACCACGUUCAUAUUCAUCACAUUUCGAUUUUAAACUGGCGGGUGUUGGAGCGGCGGCGGUGUGUGGUAUUGGCGAUCGAACUCCUGAGUGGUCUCCCACACGACUGCAUCUUGUGGGAUCCCCAGGGCGCCUGUAGCGAGCAUUGGUUUGGUUUCCAACAACAAGGCAACCUCGCCACCGCGCAUGAGCGUUACUACCCCGUGAAAGAUCCCAUCAUCCUUCGCUAUCUUCGUUAUCUUGGCUGGAUGCAGGAGGAGACGUUUCAUAAUUUAAAGGUGCUUUGCCUGACCGGAGGCCGGGAGACGCUAGACCCGCCCGCUUUUCGCGGCCUCGAGCCGAAUAUGGACGAUCCCGCGCACGUCGUGUGUAGUAAAAUGCUCUGGUUGCACAGCCCGUUUCGCACCGCCUGGAUUCCCACCAUACAGAUGCUCUUCUUGGAAACCCUCGCGGAGUUUUUCCCGCGGCAUCAUCUCUUUGUGGCGGAUUGGGCCUCCGUACGACAGGGCCUUCCCGGGUUGAAUGGGCCCGUCCUGCAGGUAAAGAUGCGCGUCGCGCGGGAGAUGUUUCUUCGACAACCCGUUCCCUCGUUUCACUCGAAUGCUGGGAUGGUGGAUAUCUGUUUUCCCACCGACUUUGAUCAUCUUCGGGAGGUCUACCGACGGGUUUGUGGGGCGGAGAAGACGACGACGACGCAGAGCCACCCCACCUUCUGGCGCACCCAUGGCGGGGAUAAGACGAGCCUUUUUACCACCAAGACGGGAUUUAACCCUCUGUUGGAGGAUUUCGCCCCGUUUCACGUCUUCGCGACACAUCACCCUUCGGAGUUGUAG
Messenger RNA from Phytomonas sp. EM1, 1881 nucleotides. NCBI's taxonomy places the organism in Eukaryota, Euglenozoa, Kinetoplastea, Trypanosomatida, Trypanosomatidae. The record is from the annotation of a GenBank genome assembly.